Messenger RNA from Anguilla rostrata (American eel), 1742 nucleotides. RefSeq names its product ST8 alpha-N-acetyl-neuraminide alpha-2,8-sialyltransferase 3 (gene st8sia3). The coding region runs from base 591 to 1721 and encodes 376 amino acids. Gene Ontology annotation, molecular function: alpha-N-acetylneuraminate alpha-2,8-sialyltransferase activity. The transcript has 4 exons. Lineage: Eukaryota; Metazoa; Chordata; Actinopteri; Anguilliformes; Anguillidae. The record is from RefSeq and is a predicted model, not a curated record. Gene Ontology annotation, biological process: N-glycan processing; oligosaccharide metabolic process.
UGUGCCAUUUCAACAACAGGCCGUUUCAGUGGACUCUCAUCAUUAAAUUACAGAUGUAUGCAAGAAUUAUAGAGUCGGGUUUCAUAUAUGGAAAGAAUUUAAACGUUGCUAAUAUCUACAGGACGCGAAAUAAUCUACGCACGUUUGCAAAACGUGUAACCCCUUCGGGGACAGCAACGCUCUACCUAGAUGCUGCGUUGUUUAUUUAUCUGAUUUUCGUUGGAGGCUCGGUCUCCUUUAAAUAACCGACGGAGUUAAUUAAUUAAAUUCAAAAGCUUGCAACUAACUGAAGCAUUAUUCCAACCGCAUCUAUCUUGUAGACUGGGAACCAGGAUGGCAGCUCCGUCCGAAGCUGAACGCGAGAAUGAGGGGGCUUCUAGGAAAAGACGCAUCACCAACGCAACCAGCUGCCAUUUCAGUCGCCGCAGCUCAUAGCAUCCUUCCAUUUCUAAAAUCAACAAAUCCUUGUUUCACAUUCAUAUUUCUAAGGACCGCCUGCAUGUUUUCCUGAACGUGUUUUUUUUAAAUUAACGGAUUCGUAAUUUGUCCAUCCGUGUUCGUUGCUGUUCUGGGAAUGAUAACACGCCAAGAUGGUCCGCAUAGUUAGCGCGCUGGGUUUGGUAAUGUUCAGUGUCGCUUUGCUCAUCUUAUCCUUGAUCAGCUACGUGUCAAUAAAAAAAGAUUAUAUCUUCACAACGCCCAAAUAUGCAAACUCGGGGGGACCGAGAAUGUAUAUGUUCCAUGCUGGAUUCCGGUCCCAACUGGCCAUGAAGGUACUGGACCCAUCCUUCCUACCACUCACCAAUGCCCUGAAUGAGGAACUGCAGGAGAAAUCAGCCAAGUGGAAGUUCAACAGGACAGCCUUCAUACAGCAAAGAAAGGAAAUCUCAAACUACAUUGACGUGGCCGGCAACUUCACCCUGACGAAGAGCUCGGUGCGCGUGGGCCAGCUGAUGCACUACGACUACUCCAGCCACAAGUACGUCUUCUCCAUCGGGGAGAACCUCAUGUCCCUGCUGCCCGAGUCCUCGCCCAUCGUGCCCGAGCGGCGCUUCAACGUGUGCGCGCUGGUGGGCAACAGCGGCGUGCUGACGGGCAGCCGCUGCGGCCCCGAGAUCGACCGCUCCGACUUCGUCUUCCGCUGCAACUUCGCCCCCACCGAGAUCUUCCACAGGGACGUGGGCCGCCGGACCAACCUCACCACCUUCAACCCCAGCAUUCUGGAGAAGUACUACAACAACCUGCUGACCAUCCAGGACCGCAACAACUUCUUCCUCAGCCUGAAGAAGCUGGACGGCGUCGUGCUCUGGAUCCCCGCCUUCUUUUUCCACACCUCGGCCACCGUCACGCGGACGCUGGUCGACUUCUUCGUGGAGCACCGGGGUCAGCUCAAGGUGCAGCUGGCCUGGCCGGGCAACAUCAUGCAGUAUGUCAACAGGUACUGGAAGACCAGGCAGCUCUCCCCAAAGCGCCUGAGCACGGGCAUCCUGAUGUACACGCUGGCCUCAGCCAUGUGCGAGGAGAUCCACCUGUACGGCUUCUGGCCCUUCGGCUGGGACCCCAACACGGGCAAGGAGCUGCCCUAUCACUACUACGACAAGAAGGGCACCAAGUUCACCACCAAGUGGCAGGAGUCCCACCAGCUCCCCUCCGAGUUCAAGCUGCUGUACAAGAUGCACACUGACGGUGUUAUCAAGCUCAGUCUCUCUCACUGUGCUUAGGGAAUGGGAGGGGGGCGUGGG